Camarhynchus parvulus is the source of this 1718-nucleotide messenger RNA. It is a transcript of the gene KASH5, whose product is annotated as coiled-coil domain containing 155. Bases 307 to 1560 code for a protein of 417 amino acids. Gene Ontology annotation, biological process: actin filament organization; spindle assembly; telomere localization. Gene Ontology annotation, cellular component: lateral element; chromosome, telomeric region; meiotic spindle pole. NCBI's taxonomy places the organism in Eukaryota, Metazoa, Chordata, Aves, Passeriformes, Thraupidae. The transcript is spliced from 12 exons. Gene Ontology annotation, molecular function: dynein complex binding. The record is from RefSeq and is a predicted model, not a curated record.
UGCUUAAAUAAAAGCCAUUGGGAAGCAGCGGAACCGGGACGGGACCGGGAGGGCGCCGGGACGGGACCGGGGAGCGCGGAGCAGCAGGACCACGCCCCUUCCCUCUGACCACGCCCACUUCGUCUGCUCCGCCCCUUGCUCCGUCCCUUUCUCUGGGCGGGAAGGGCUCGCGCCAGGCCCCGCCCCUCUCCUCGCCGUGAGGCGAUUCCCCCCCCCCCCGCCGGCUCCCCCUCAGCCCCGCGGCGCUCCCGGGACCCCCCGAGGCCCCCGGGACCCCCGACACCGCCCCGGAGCACCCCGAACACCAUGGCUGCAGAGGUUCCCUGCGCCCCGGGCGCCGUCAUCCCCCUGCCAGCCCCUGCCGAGAGCGGCUGCUCGGACGAAUUCGCCCUGGACUGCACCUUCGCUGCCUGCGACCCCGAGCGUACAGGGCUGGUGCAGCCACAGCGGGUGGUGGAGUACGUGGCGGCCAUGACUGGGCACAGCGGGCACGACGGGCGGCUGCGGGCGCUGCAGCGGGCCCUGGACCCCGCGGCCGCGGGCAUGGCGCUGGACUGGAGCCGGUUCCGCAGCGCCAUGGGCGCCUGGAUCGCAGCGUGCCGGCAGGAGGGGGCCGAGGAGCAGGAUGUGGCCGCUGGUGACACUGGACCAGUCAGUGGUGCUGACCCACGGCUCCGUCCAUGCAGGGCCGAGGAGCAGGACGUAGCCACUGGAGCAGUGCCAGCAGAGGAGGAAGGACACGCAUCUCCAGCAGCCGCCCAGCUCCAGGGUGACAACACAGACGCCACCAGCCCCAGCGCCGAGGCCGCGGGGCUGCGGAGCCGUGCCCGGCAGCUGGCGGCCCAGAACGCCAAACUGCAGCGGGACGCCGAGCUGGCCGAGGAGCUCAACGCCCGCCUGGCCGAGGAGAUUGCACAGCUCCAGGCACAGCUGCGAAGCAGCCGGCAGGCGCUGGAGCAGGCCAGGGCGGCCGUGGAGGAGCUGGACGACAUGAAGGCCGUGGUGAAGCGGCUGGAGGAGGAGAACACCGAGCUGCGGCGGCAGGCACGGCACGCGGAGAAGGAGCAGCGCAGCCUGUGCUCACGGGCCGAGGGCCUGCAGGAGGAGGUCAGCCUGGCGCUGGGGGCUGCCCCAGCGGGGCAGUGCCACAGGAAACCCCAGCCCUGUUUCACCCCUGGCAGAACCAGCGGCUCCUCGCCGAGGGCCAGGGACUGCGGGAGCAGCUCCAGGCGCAGGCGGCUCGGGUUGCCAGCCUGGAGGCCCAGCUCUGCCGUGACACUGCCCUGCUCUCUGCCCGGGACACAGCCCUUGCCCAGGCCCUGUCCCACAGGCAGGGCAGAGGGCGCAGGAGCUGACGGCAGCACUGGAGGAGUACGAGCGGAUGGUGCAGGAAUUGCGCCUGGAGACGACACGGCUGCGGCAGCAGCUGGGCCAGAUGCGGGACGCCUGGGCCAUGCGCCCAUGGUGCCCGCGCGGCCAGCUGGAGCUCCAGGCCACGGCCACGGCGAGCCCGGUAAGGGUGGGCUCAGGGGGGCCCUGCAGGGCCACCCCAGCCACUGACUGACCCCGAGGCUCUGCCCAGGGCACGGGGGACAAGGAGGAGGAGGAGGAGGACACAGGGACAGGAGGAGGAGGCCUGGAGGGCAGCCCCAAGGAGGUGGCCAAGGCGGUGGCCCCCCAGGCGCCGCUGUCACCGUGGACGCCGCUGCUGUCACCGU